GAGGGAACUCAAGAUGACUGACAGCUCCUCCACAGCAUAUUCUCUCGCGACCCAUGAGGCAAUGAGAAUGGAAACGUACUCAAACAUGGCAGCAGCAAGUCUACUGCUAUACGACUGCAUUUUAACGAUCCACAGAGAGGUUACGUUGAUAUGGCCUUCAAGACUGAAUGCCGUGAAGAUCCUUUUCUUCCUGACAAGAUAUAUGGCUUUCGCAGACGUAUCUUUAGUCCUCUUCUAUCGGCUCAAACCACAAGUAACCAUACGCACUUGUGAAGUUACAUACAAAACCGCAGGAUGGUUUAUGAUGUUUGGAAUCGUCGUAGCAGAAACCAUUCUCCUCGUUCGCACUUGGGCUAUAUGGGGAAGAGGCAAGAAACUGGCGGUCGCAUUAACCCUUGUGUUUAUCUUGGCUGUGGGACCAGGCGUUGCAGUUGAAGACAUCUUCUUGAAUUCUAUUGUGUUUGCGCCGUUGUCGAACCCGAAAACUCCAGGGUGCUUGAUUGUGGGGGGCAGUACCAUCAUAAGCAUCAACUUCAUUAUUAUAAUUGUCUUUGAGACAUUUGUUCUUGUUCUCACCCUCAUAAAGGCGAUACAACAUUUCCGGCUUGCGGGAAGGCAAGGCUUCCUUUCUGUGCUUUACCGAGAUGGAUUGCUAUUCUACGCCUAUUGUCUUGCGAUCUCCCUCGUGAAUGUCAUUGUCGUUGUGGCGACACCAAGAGGACUAUCCUCGACACUGGCACUUAUUCAACGCGUCGUACAUUCAUGUCUAACGUCUCGCAUACUCGUCAACCUCCGACUCGCGACGACUGGCGCAUCUCGCCAGUAUUCGGUGGUAACAUAUGCAAGCUCGACCAUGCUUCGGCCUUUUUCCUUGCAAUCACCGUCAACAAUCCUUCGAACAAUUGACGGCCUAAUUGAGUCACGUACCGUAGUGGACUUGCCCCCGUCGACGGACGCGACUGAAACGUAGCGGGAUGAGGUUUUAGGAUGAUAUGGUAUGCAACUAGUAUUGU
This is a messenger RNA of Somion occarium, 1013 nucleotides long. Lineage: Eukaryota; Fungi; Basidiomycota; Agaricomycetes; Polyporales; Cerrenaceae. The record is from the annotation of a GenBank genome assembly.